AUGUACACAAUCUUCUCCGUUCUUAUCCUCGCCGCUACUGCACUUGCUGCACCUGCAGCGAGAGCUGAAGCCGAUCCUCCUACCUUGGGUAUCAACCUCGGUGUUCCUACGCAAAAUAGCACUGGCCCAGACCCAUCUCAAGUAACGAUCAAUUCAAUUUCUUAUGGCGGAACUGGAUGCCCGCAAGGCUCUGUGGGUUCGUUCAUCUCAACAGACCGUACAACCUUCACUAUCAUUUUCGACACCUUUGUCGCUUCUCUCGGUACCGGUGUUGCUGUAACAGAAAACCGAAAGAACUGCCAACUGAACGUCAACCUUCAGUACCCAUCUGGUUUCCAAUACAGCGUCCUUGGCACGACCUUCCGUGGCUACGCCGACCUCACGGCUGGAGUCAAUGGUGUGCAAUCUGCUACUUACUAUUUCUCUGGAUCCUCAACUCAAGCAUCAUCCUCGACAACCUUCAAGGGGCCAACCAGCGGUGAUUAUGAAGUGUCCGACAGCAUUCCAUUCGCAUCCACCAUCUGGUCUCCUUGCGGCGCUGCACUACCCCUGAACAUUAACUCCCAAGUUCGCUUGACGGGCCCAAGUAGCGGAAGCGGUCUUCUGACUGAAGACUCUGUUGAUGGCAAGGUGGAAUUCGUCGUUGGUGUCCAAUGGCAGAAGUGUUAG
This is a messenger RNA of Mollisia scopiformis, 669 nucleotides long. RefSeq lists its product as uncharacterized. Bases 1 to 669 code for a protein of 222 amino acids. Lineage: Eukaryota; Fungi; Ascomycota; Leotiomycetes; Helotiales; Mollisiaceae. The record is from RefSeq and is a predicted model, not a curated record. The transcript is spliced from 3 exons.